UACGGUUUUCUGCGCCGGAACAGAUCCGCCCCCGGAGAUACCGAUCAAACGAAUUUCACACGGCGGUCUGGGGUCGGCCUCGAUCGGGCGAUGAAAAAUGGUUGAGGACAAAUACAUCGGCCUUACAUUGGCGGUCUUGUCGACGUUAGCCAUCGGCUCGAGUUUCGUUAUCACAAAGAAGGGCCUAAAUGAGGCCAGCGAACGCCAUGGGUUCGCAGGCGAGGGGUUCUCAUAUUUCAAGAGCCCGAUGUGGUGGGGUGGGAUCAUAACAAUGGUUGUCGGAGAAGUCGCGAAUUUCGCUGCAUAUGCGUUCGCGCCGGCCAUAUUGGUCACUCCGCUGGGAGCGCUGAGUGUGCUCAUCGGCGCCGUAUUGGGAUCAUACUUUCUGGAUGAGAGAUUAGGCACGUUGGGAAAGAUCGGAUGCGCUGAAUGUCUCAUCGGCUCGGUCAUCAUCGUUUUACAUGCGCCCCCGGAUGAAGAGAUUGACCGUAUAGAUGUGCUUCUCCAAUACGCUUUGCGGCCAGGAUUCAUGUUCUAUUGCGCGAUUGUCCUGACGUUUUCCGUUGUGAUGAUUUACAGGAUUGCGCCGAGAUACGGCCGCAGUAAUCCGAUGAUUUAUAUUUCCAUUUGCUCGGCCGUCGGUUCGGUUUCCAUCAUGGCUGUCAAAGCCUUCGGCAUCGCGCUCAAGCUCACCUUAAGCGGGCACAAUCAAUUCGGAUACCCCUCGACAUACGUGUUUGCGAUAGUGGUGGUGGUCUGCAUCCUGACCCAAAUGAACUACUUCAACAAAGCGUUGAGCCAAUUCUCCACUUCAAUAGUUAACCCCCUCUACUACGUCACCUUCACCACCGCCACCCUCUGCGCCUCCUUCAUCCUCUUCCGCGGCUUCAACACCACCGACGCCAUCAACACCGUCUCCCUCCUCUGCGGCUUCCUCGUCAUCUUCUCCGGCGUCUACCUCCUCAACCUCUCCCGCUCCGACCCCGACGGUCUCACUAUCCUCCGCGGGGAACCCACCGCCGACGCCAUCCCCACCGACGCCAUCGCCGGCUUCACCACCCGCCGGUCCAUGCAGCUCCGCCGCAGCAUCGACCUCGAGAACCAACGCCACGGCCAUCGCCGCCUCGGUAGCGGCCAUCACCGCCGUCGCAGCAGCUCGGGGAGCUUGGGGAUCGGCUUGGGCGACCGUGAAGGGCUGCUGAUGCGGGAUUACGAGGGCGAAUUACACCCCGACCGGGUGAAUGGCCAUGCUGCGCAGAGUCCGUCGCAGAACACCUUCGGGCUGGAUGACCUGACGGAGGACAGCGAGGAGGAGCGGGUGGCGGAGACGAACGUGCGGAAAGAAGGGCAGGAGGUGCUGAAGGGGGAGGAUGGAGCGCAUACGGUGGUACGGACGGGGACGCCGACGCGGUUGAGUGGAAGUGGGAGGGCGAGACAUCCGGGGGAUAAGUAACAGAGGAGGGUUUAUGUAUGAAUGCUGUACGAGGGAAUUGUCGGGAUGGCAUUAGUUUUUCAUUGGGUUGGGGUGAUACCGCAUGCGGCCGGCCGUCGCCGGUUCUCCGCACGUCUGCGAGGGCCCGGCAGCGGAUGGAGAUGGCGUUCGGUAGGGGAUCUCGCUGGGACGUUUGAGUGUCCCACGUUUUGCAUUUGUAGGGCAUGUCGCAUCGGCCUGCUUGGGCGAUGGUCGCUAAGGUACACUAUGCUGUAU
Molecule: messenger RNA, 1708 nt
Organism: Eremomyces bilateralis CBS 781.70
Lineage: Eukaryota; Fungi; Ascomycota; Dothideomycetes; Eremomycetales; Eremomycetaceae
Product: DUF803-domain-containing protein
Exons: 8
Coding region: 98-1453 (451 amino acids)
Biological process (GO): magnesium ion transport
Cellular component (GO): membrane
Molecular function (GO): magnesium ion transmembrane transporter activity
Source: RefSeq, a predicted model, not a curated record